Electrophorus electricus (electric eel) is the source of this 3269-nucleotide messenger RNA. RefSeq names its product plasmanylethanolamine desaturase 1a (gene peds1a). Gene Ontology annotation, molecular function: oxidoreductase activity. The record is from RefSeq and is a predicted model, not a curated record. NCBI's taxonomy places the organism in Eukaryota, Metazoa, Chordata, Actinopteri, Gymnotiformes, Gymnotidae.
UUGGUCGUCUGUAAGGAAGGUAUUCCGCAUGUUAAAGAGGUGUGAGCAUGCAAACUAAACUCAUCACAUCCAUCUUUUAAGAUCUGAGGGGCACGUAGGCACUCGCUGGUCCAGGUAAGGGUUGUGUAGGGGGUCUUGGGGACGUCAAGAUGAGAUGUAUAACCUUCAUUUGAAGGCGUCCUUUUUAGUUUUACACACACGACUAAGUUUCAAGAAGAUAACGUAAAGAAACGCGAUGCACGAAGGUCUUUUUACGAGUAAUUCUUGCACAUUCAACCCCGGGCUUGAGAAACCAACACGAACUGCAAUCACUGACGCGCCGGAAAAGUAAGGGGCCGUCAACACUUUACAAUUGCAGUGAAAGUGUAGAGACUGUAGUACUUAAACAUUUGUUGAUAGUAUUAACAAAAUACCCAAGGUAUAAAAGUCUUAAACAUUUCACGUUCAAGUGUCAGUCCAAAAAAGUCCAAACGAUCUUCUUAAUUGUACAGUUCUUAAUCAAUUAGACCAUUAUCGUAUUCCCCUCCACGUUAAUAUUGGAACUUUUAAGAUUAUCCCUAGAUACACUCUCACUAGACCAGAUAGGAAUGGAAAAGUUGUCCGAAUUAUUAUCUUAAUUGCGAUCCAUGGGCUCGUUUAAGGGCUGACAGUUAUGUGUUCAAACGUUCGUGUUUUUUCCCAUACGUUACCUUAAAAAAAAGUCUGGUAAAAUACACAAACGCGAAACGACUGUUUUGCCUGCCCACACCGUGCGUAGCUGUUUCAGUUCCGGGUGUUUGUGGCUCCUCUUGUCGGCUCCCCUUUUGGCGUAAAAGCGCAGGGGUGUCACCUUGCCACCCUUCGCGUAAAAGCGCAGGAGUGUCACCCUGCAGACAAGGGCCGGCCAGUCCUUCGUUAGCGCAGCUUGUGCACUUUCAGACGGCAUGGCAGCGUCGCUGCUGUCCGAGACGGAGAUCAGACACCGAUCUAUGGCAGAGGAGGACCCGAACGGGAACGAGCACGGAGCGGCCGCCCGCAGCAGCGCGCCACGCUGGGGACCUCAGCACGCCGGGGCCCGCCAACUCGCCACCCUGUACUCUCCGGGGAAGCGUCUGCAGGAGUGGAUCUGUGUAAUUUUGUGCCUCUCGCUCUUCUUCAUCAACUUUAUCUUCCUCCUCAUCAACUUCUCCACGGCGCACAUCUCCAGAAUCAUCUUUGGCAUCGUGGCUGGCAUCAUGACCGCAGAUUUUGCCUCUGGGCUCGUCCACUGGGCGGCAGACACCUGGGGCUCCGUGGACAUCCCCGUCAUCGGCAGGGCGUUCAUCCGUCCGUUCCGCGAGCACCACAUUGACCCCACUGCCAUUACCCGCCACGACUUCAUCGAAACCAACGGGGACAACUGUAUGAUCACCAUCCCGCCUCUCGCCCACAUGGCCUGCAGGUUCUGGUCCAGCACGCCAGAUGCCCUUCCUGAAUCCUACCCCUGGGACUGUUUCGUCUUCGCACUGGCCAUCUUCGUCACUAUGACUAAUCAGAUCCACAAGUGGUCCCACUCCUACUUUGGCUUGCCGCGCUGGGUCACCCUGCUGCAAGACUGCCACCUAGUGUUACCCCGGAGGCAUCACCGGAUCCACCACGUGUCACCUCACGAGACCUACUACUGCAUUACGACAGGUUGGCUUAAUUACCCACUGGACUGGUUGGGAUUCUGGAGGAGGUUGGAGUGGCUGGUCGAGCGCCUAACAGGACAGAAGCCACGCAGUGAUGACAUGGCCUGGGCCAAGAAGAUGGAGUGAGGCCCACCACGGGGAUCUCCUCCACCCUUCACACUUCUCCUCCUCCACCUGUCGCACUUCUCCUCCAUAAGCACUGUUCUAAAGCACUGUUCCAUCCCUCGCUCACCUGCUCCCUCCCUCCAUCGCUCCAGGCUUCUCUCUCUCCACACGGCAUUCCAGAAUCCCUCUCGACCUUCAGUAGUCUCCAAGGUCUCCAACCACAGUCCUCACAUGUCCCUCCUCCCGAAGAUUCUCAGCCAGACACAGGUUGCAAAGGAAAUGGCACAGGCCAAUAGCAUGACACGGAAGGCGGACCCCAGCUCUGCAGGGCCAACAGCAUGAUGCGCUUCGUUAACGCCACUCUGAACUCCACCUCCCUGCGUUCACUCUCCACGGUCUCCAGCCUCCAUCACUCUCUCAGAUGUCUGAUCUUGUAUGUCCACGGACAUCCUCUGGAGGUUGGGCUCUCCGGGGGUGGGGGAAUUCUUUUUUUUAAUUUACUUAUUUAUUUAUCUAUCUAUCUAUUUAUUUAUUUAUUUAUUUGCUCAUGAUGUUGCCAUCUGUUUUGGGUCUAAUGAGAAGCGGGUUCUUCUGUCUCAGGACGUCCUCUGGUCAGACGGGAUUCAGACACGUGCCUGAAACAGAACCCUGCUUGGGAUUCUACUUCCUGCGUUUUGAGCCGAAGGGUGACGGGGAAGUUCAAACCGCAGGGAAAGGGUUCGGUUGGCUAGCAGGCGCCAGGGCGCCAACCAGACGUUUUCCCAGAUCAUGUGAGCCCAGCAUGCACUGCCCUUAAACACAUCUGUUCCAUGUUCUGGAGAUUCCGCGUUCCAUGUUCUGGGGAUGAUGCGCUCUGGGUGAGAGCAGCCAACCCGAGUUUCGACUAACUUUCAUAAUGGCUUAACCUGAUUUCAAAACACAGAAUUAAAAAGAAAAUCUUGCACUCAAUCACUUUGGAUUUGGAGAGGCAGUGCCACAUUUGGAGCCAUUUUCUCUUCUUUUUUUAUCUGUCCAAACAACGUUCUUAUGCCAACAACCAACUGCCGAAAUGCAGUCCUACGACCCAGUCCAGAAGAGACCGUGUGACCUUCGACCCGCGCUCUGCCCGGUCAGCCAGUAGCAGUGCUGAAAGAGGAAGCACCGGACUAAACCCGUGACACUGACAGACAGUGAAAGGUUACAAGGUUAACAUUUGGACUACACUGAUCUUAUGGUAGUCUAAUGUUAGGGUAACGUUAGCCGCGCUUUUAUCGAACAUUUAGCGGUUCAAAUGAGGAUUUUACAGUAAAAGGUCCAGUUAAAUUAUCAUUAUAUGAAAAUAUAAUGCAGGCUUUAUGCGAGAAAUAUUUUUAACCAAAUGUUCUUUACGCUUAAUUUAACCAGUUAUAUUUAUUCAUAUAAAUUGAGAUAAAAGUAACCAAAUAUUUCUCCAUACCAUUUAACCUUCUGCCUACACACACACACACACACACACAUAUACACACACACAUAUACACACACACACACACACACACA